AAUCAAUAUGACACAACAACACGACACAGCGGAAGAAUAGAGGAAAUGCGGAACGUGGUUCGAAAAGAGGAGGUGUGGAUAGGCAAUUUUCGCUGCUUUUAAAUUUCUGCUGGCGUGUGGCUUGAAGAAUUGUUUUGCAUCAUGGAUGGCGAAAAUUCAGCCAGACCAAAUGACAAGUUUGAGCUGGAGGUCUUGAAUAAGGGUACAAGAAAGACAAUUUUUAACCGGAAAACUCUUAUAAUUAUUUUUUUAUCUGCCUGGUAGCCUUGGUAAGCAUAAUUAUUGGAGUCACGGUCGCAGUCAAAGAAGCAGGAGCUGCUAAACUUGGCGCCAAAAGUGGAUGCAGUAGUAUGUAUCAUCCUAGUUUUAGUCGGCCUGCACUUAUCCUUGUCUACUUGGAUGGUUUUCGUGCUGAUUAUCUAGAUGGAGGCUAUUCACCGACGAUAAACAGUUUAGCGAAAAGUGGCAUUCGUGCAAAGAGAAUGAGAAGCCAGUUCCCUACCAAGUCGUAUCCAAAUCUUCGCAGUAUAGUUACUGGGCUGUACCCAGAAUCGCAUGGCAUCGUUGGCAAUUCAUUUUUGAGCGGAGAUAAGAACGAAUCAUUUGCAUACUGGACAUCAACGUCAAAGGAGGGGAAAUGGUGGCUUGGAGAACCGAUCUGGACGACUGCCAAGAAGCAAGGAGUGAAAAGUGCAGUUUACUAUUUCUGGUCGGAAAAUAUCGAGAAAGAUAAACAGCCUGACUACUGGGUGCCAUAUGAUGGCGGAAAGGCAAACUUUUCAAGCAGAGUCGACCAAGCUUUGAGAUGGUUGGACAUGGAUCCUUCAACGAGACCGUAUUUUAUUUCACUGUACGCAGCCUAUCCUGAUACACCUGGACAUAAAUUUGGCCCUGACAGCUCGCAGAACAACGCUGGUAUCAAAAGAGUGGAUGAUAUGGUUGGAGAACUUGUCAAUGGCAUAGAGAAACGUGGCUUAGUAGAGUGCACAAAUAUCAUCAUUGUAUCAGAUCAUGGCAUGUCAAACAUAUCUUGUUCAAAAUCUGUUUAUUUGGAUACGAUGAUUCCUGUACAUAAUAUCUCAGUGAAUGGCACAGGACCUUUCAUGGCUAUCUAUACCAAAAACAAAGACGAUGCAAAUGCAUUUGUAAAGCGGAUGAAGUGCAAAAGUAAUUUUCAGGCCUUUUCCAAAUAUGAUAAAUUCAUGCCCAAACGUUGGCAUUACUCAAACAACAAGCGCAUUGGGGAUAUUAUUGUUGUUCCAGAUGUUGGCUGGACAGUAUACCCAAGAACUGGUUCUUGUACUAAUGAGUCACUCGGCCAACACGGUUAUGACAACAUUGAUCCCUUGAUGUCCGCCAUUUUUGUCGCAAAUGGACCGUCUUUCAAGCAGGGAAUUUUGGCUGACGAGUUUUCGAAUAUAGAAAUAUAUAACCUCAUGGCAGAAAUUCUUCGGUUGAAGCCCGCAGCAAACAACGGCACAUCAGGCAGCUUAUCAUAUUUCCUCAAAAAUCCCUUGAAAGCUGUGAAGCAAGCCACUGCCGGUGAUGGUAACAAUUUUACAAUGGACUGCAAAUUUCCAAAAAAUUACACCGAAGCAAGACUGGGUUGCAGCAAAUGCGCUUGCUACUACUGUCAUAAUACAAUAUAUUGGAAUCAAACAGUCUAUCGGAAAAACCUGGACCUGUCGAAUACCGAAAUUCAAAAAGCACUGGAGACGCAUUUGCCCCUGGGAAUUCCUCAAGGUGGUGCUGGGAAGCAAGGCUGCGUUUUGACCCAGAGACAUUAUGUCAUUGGUUAUAGCGGCUAUUUGCAUGUACCACUUUGGGUUGCUUACAAAAUGACCGCAAAGCAAUUGUCCAUCAAUAUUAAAAGAAUGGACUGUUUCCGAAGAGAUCUUCGUCUUACUCGUCAGCAGUCUGCGAUGUGCUCCGACUAUUCUCGUUCUGGAUACGAUCGAGGACACAUGGCUCCAAGUGGUGAUUUCAAUUUUGACCGUUUCGCAGCACAAGAUACCUAUGUACUCAGUAACAUUGUACCUCAAAGCAGAUACUUCAACCGGAGACCUGGUCUUUGGUAUCAAGCAGAGUCUGUUUUCCGCGACUGGGCCAUGAAAUAUGGUUCUGUGUACGUCAUUUCUGGGUCAAUUUUCGACGCUGACAAUGAUGGAUUUCGAGACAAAGAUGAGCAGACUAAAAGGUGGACACAUGACAAGAAAAAUGGAGUGGCUAUACCAACGCAUUUCUACAAGAUUAUUGUAAGGUGUGACGUAAGCAAUACGACAGAAUCGGCCACUCCAGGCUGCGGUGGGACUUUGAAGGCUAUGUCGUUCGUAUUUCCACACAACGAAGAAAAAGGAUGCCAGCUCAGGGACUGGAAGAAACAGAUGCUUUUCUACACAGCCUCGAUCAACGACAUUGAAAAACUGACAGGUUCGCGUUUUUUUCAAAAUCUGCCGUAUCCUUUCGCUGCCCGUUUCAAGUCGGCCCUUCCAUCUGAGCUAUGGCCCGUGACUACCUUUUAACGACGUGUGUUGAUCUUACAAACAUAGCAUUUCAAAUUUUGAUAUAUAUAUCCUAGGUAAAUAAUAUUUAAUUAUUCACUUUGUAUGAUUUGUUUUAAUUUUACUGCUAGUUUAUAAAAAGAUCAUUGAUUUUACUUAGACCCUACAAUUGAUGAACAAUGGAUCAACCCUUUUUAACUUUGACUGUAAGAUCGCCUUUAUUGUAAAUGCUUUAUAAGCAGCAUCUUCGCUGUAUAUUUUAAACGUUAUUAAAGAAUCUUUAAGUUUACUUGUUUAAGUCUUAAAUUUAAGUUUUUGGACUUGCAUUUAAGAUAUUAGGACAAGUAAUUAAGUGUUCAAUAAAAAUGUCAAGGAAAUAAGGAGAUGAUAUAGUUUUUUGGCGGUACAGAACUAGAAAAUUGCCUUGAAAAAGCAAACAUUUUACAACAUAUUAACUAAAAGCUUUUUCGUCUGACACUCCUCAGAUCAUAAAACGUCAGAAUAAGUGUCCGAAAAAACACGAUGAAAAAUAUAUACCCAGUUGUGGAUCGAAAAAGGCCAAUCAGAAAAACGCAAGCACAAGACCGGUAUAGUUGACCAAUCAGUGCCGCGUGCCUUAAGAAAAAUUACCACUGGAGUCCAAGAGAGAAAACGAACUCCUUCUGUCUACACAAUGGUGGCUUUUUCGUUUGUAUGUAGAUCGAUUCCAAAACUGCUAGAUGGAAGGACGACCGGGCUCUGUCAAUUAUCCAAAACAUGUCGUCAUUUUAGAGUUUUGCACAAUCUAGGUUGUCUAAAAGAUGUUGACCUAUGGCAGAAUCACUUGUUUUAACAGUGCUGCUAGACCUACAAGAUCGAGGAGGCUAUUCUCUUUGACGGGCAGUUUUGUUUCUUAUGUUGGAAGGAACAUGCUGUUUCAUCCUAUCCCCCAAUCUUUGGGUUGUGCGUCCUACGUACAAAGAGAACAACGAAAUGAUAUAAGAAAAUAGAAACUUCGAAUGGUGCUUGGCAGCACCGCAUUGUAAACAUGAUAACGAUUUUCCCAGUUUCUGUCUCUCCUAUAUUGUUUCAGAAAUAGUUUUCACAAAAAAUAUCAUUAAAAGUGAAUGCAUUAACCACAAAAAGAUUCGUCUUUAUAAAAUUUUUAUCGACUGAAUUUCAAUAAAGAAGAGUCAUUGUCUCGACGAAAGCUAUUGGGCUGAGAAUUUUGAGAAUCCAAACUAGACAAUGCGAUAACAUCGUUGUUCUAAUUCUCAUCAUAAUCAUAAUCAUGACCAUCAGAGUCUUCAUUUUCAGCUCUUGAUUUGUCAGACUGUCAGACAAACUGCGUUUAUAUUCACCAUCUUUUGAUAGAAAAAAAAUUCAUGUGUGGCUCUAAAUACCCGAGCAGUAAUGUCUGAUUUGAACAAUUGUAAAAGUAAUUUAAAUCGUGCUCUGUAAUCGAAGGGAAACGGAUAGAGCCAGU
Messenger RNA from Rhopilema esculentum, 3966 nucleotides. NCBI's taxonomy places the organism in Eukaryota, Metazoa, Cnidaria, Scyphozoa, Rhizostomeae, Rhizostomatidae. The record is from RefSeq and is a predicted model, not a curated record.